AUGCCUAUCGUCACUCCCAUAACGAAGUUACUGGGUAUUCGCGUACCCAUAGUCCAAGGCGGCAUGCAAUGGGUCGGCCUCCCGCCCCUCGCAGCCGCCGUAUCCGAAGCCGGCGGCCUCGGCAUCCUCACAGCACUCACCCAACCCUCCCCAGCUGCUUUACGCACAGCUAUCCGCGAAACGCGCUCCAAGACCCAGAAACCUUUUGGCGUGAAUAUCACGUUGUUGCCUACGAUCAAUCCGCCUGAUUACGAGGGGUACGCGCGCGCGGCUGUUGAGGAGGGAGUUCGGAUAUUCGAGACGGCUGGGAAUAAUCCGAAGAGGUUGAUCGAGUUCUUCAAGAGUAAGGGGUGUAUCGUCAUACACAAGUGCACGACGAUCCGGCAUGCGAAGUCCGCUGUGAAGAUGGGCGUUGACGUGCUAAGCAUCGACGGCUUCGAGUGCGCAGGACACCCCGGAGAGGAAGACGUACCCGGUCUGAUCCUCCUUGCUCGAGCAGCUGAAGAGCUCAAAAUACCCUACCUCGCGUCGGGCGGCAUCGCAGACAGCCGCGGCUUCGCCGCCGCACUCGCUCUGGGCGCAUCAGGCAUCAACAUGGGUACACGCUUCAUGUGCACCGUCGAAUCGCCCAUCCACCAGAACAUCAAAGACCACAUCGUAUCCGCCACCGAACAAGAUACAGCGCACAUCUUCCGCACCCUGCACAACACGGCGCGCGUCUUCAAGAACGCCGUCGCCACUGAGGUUGUCUCGAUCGAGCGGCGGCCCGGAGGAGCGAAGUUCGAGGAUGUGCGAGAAUUGGUUAGCGGUGCGAGGGGGAGGAAGGUGUAUGAGGUCGGCGAUGUGGAUGCGGGGAUCUGGAGCGCUGGGUUGAGCGUGGGGCUGAUACAUGAUGUGCCUACAUGUGAGGAGCUGGUUGGGAGGAUGGAGAGGGAGGUUGAGGGGAUUAUUGAGGGGUUGGGGAGGUUGAGGGUUGAGAAGGCGAAAUUGUAA
Peniophora sp. CBMAI 1063 is the source of this 993-nucleotide messenger RNA. The record is from the annotation of a GenBank genome assembly. NCBI's taxonomy places the organism in Eukaryota, Fungi, Basidiomycota, Agaricomycetes, Russulales, Peniophoraceae.